GUUGAAUAGCAACUGGUGAACUGGUUUGGCACACACGCUUCUUGUUUUCUGAAUUUUUCAUGUUUCAUCAUUAACGUGUUGAACAUCAUUGAAGGAACAAGCAAUGGCUGAUAAUAAAGUUGACAAUAUAACAGAAAAUAAUAUUAAAACAGAUCAUACAUUAGCAUUACGUGCUUCAAUAACAAGUAUUAUCAAAGACAUUGCCGGAUCAGUUGGUAAAGAAGAAUUUGUAGAAUGUUUGAGUUUGUUGAGUGGAAAAUCAAAAGUAUUGGAUAAAUUAUAUGAUGCACUAGUUGGUGAUAUUGAAAAUUCUUUGAAUGCUGAUUUUGAUGAAAUGCUUGCUAAUGGAAAUCUUGAUAGUGAACUUGGUAAAUUAAAAGAUGCCAUUGCAAAUUCAACAAAAAAUCCCAACGAAAUUGCAUGGCGACCACCUGGUAAUGUAGAAGAACACCUUCGAAGUCCAGACAUUGAAAAAAUAUUUGAAGAAACAGAUAGACUAAAAAACAUACUAGAUAAAAUUGAAAAUGAAAAUUCAAAUCUUAAAAAAUUACUUGAUGAAAAAAGAAAAUUAACUAAUGAAAUUGAUAAAAAAAUAUUACAAGCACAUAAAAUUGGUAAAUUAAGUAUUCCAAAAAUGGAAAAAAUUGCUCAUCGGUUAGAAACAUACAACUGUCAAAAUGAUAAAUGAUUUUAUUCAAUUAAAAUUUCUAUUUUUAAAUUUUUAUCUAAAUCGAAAUGAAAAAAUACAAAUAAAUUUUCGCCAAUUUUUAUUUAUUUACAUUGUUAAUAUUAUAAAAAAAUAAAAUUAUUAUUAUUGUUACAAUAAAUAUAAUAAUUAAUUUAUAAAAAUAAU
Molecule: messenger RNA, 853 nt
Organism: Aphidius gifuensis
Lineage: Eukaryota; Metazoa; Arthropoda; Insecta; Hymenoptera; Braconidae
Exons: 3
Coding region: 104-688 (194 amino acids)
Cellular component (GO): MIS12/MIND type complex
Source: RefSeq, a predicted model, not a curated record